Macrobrachium nipponense is the source of this 3426-nucleotide messenger RNA. Its product is annotated as stress-induced-phosphoprotein 1-like. The transcript has 13 exons. Bases 96 to 1874 code for a protein of 592 amino acids. The record is from RefSeq and is a predicted model, not a curated record. Gene Ontology annotation, molecular function: metal ion binding; protein binding; RNA binding. NCBI's taxonomy places the organism in Eukaryota, Metazoa, Arthropoda, Malacostraca, Decapoda, Palaemonidae.
UCACAACCCUGUGACCAUGGUGAAACACUAAUAGAGAAGUUCGUUGGACUUUUUUCCACACAUUUAACUCUAGCACUCACUCCUAUGUCGCGACCAUGGGAAUAUCGGAAAAGGAUGCAUUUAGGAUACUCGAACUACCUUUAGGGGUGGAUAAAGAUGCUAUCAAAGAAAGAUAUAAAAAAUUGUCCUUAAAACUCUCUUCAAGCAAGUGUCCUGAUGACAAGAAGAAACUUGAACAGGUGGUUGCUGCCUAUAGUCAGUUGAUACCCUUGCCACCACCAAAAGCUCAACCCAGUAAAAAUAAUAAGUCAUCUAAUUCUAAGAGUCAACCGCUUCCAGUAUAUGACGAUGAUGAUGAUGACUCAGAGGACGGGAGCUCUGAAGAUGAAUGGAGAGUGUAUUGUCGCAAUGGAGAUGCCCGCAAUAAUAUAUCAAAAGUUAACCAAGACCUAACCGGUGCCGAAAAGGAGAAGAGAAAAGCAGAAAAAAGGAGAGCCAAGAAGAAAAGAAGAAAAGAAAAGAAAAAAAUAGAAAAAAUAGAAAAUCAAAUUAUUACCCAAAAUUCUAACAGCGAUAAAAGUAGAAACUGUGACAGUGAUUCAGAAGAAGGUGAUGAUGAAGAGGAAGAAGAGAGCCAGGGUUUGGACCCAAAUUCCGCCUUUGUCGCAAUGGCUGCAAGCAAAAAAAUAGGCACGCGUGGUGCCGUUUCAAAACCAGAGGAAAAGAGAAAAAAUUUAAGUAAAAAUGGCAGUCAGGAGGAGGAAGAUGGACUUAAUUCAGGCCUUGAUACACUGGUGUUGCAGUCUCGGCAGUUGGCAAUCAGAGGUAAUGAAGCUGCCAAUGUGGGCCAGUAUACUGUAGCUGUUCGUCUUUUUACUGAAGCAAUUCGCUUAGAUCCUAAUGAUCAUCGCUUCUUUGGCAAUAGAUCAUACUGCUAUGAUCAAUUAGGGCAACAUGAAAAAGCUUUAAAAGAUGCUGAGAAGGCAAUUAGAAUAGCACCUCAGUGGCCUAAAGGACAUUAUAGAAGAGGAACUUCGUUAAGGGGUUUAGGAAAAUAUAUAGAUGCCGAGUCUGCCUUUGAAGAAGUUCUUCGUUUAGAUAAGGGUUGUCAAGAAGCUCAAGAAGAAAUACGAAAAGUUAGAAUAGUGCGUUUAGUAGAAAUGGGAUUUACUGAAAGACAAGCAAAUAGUGCAAUUAGAAAAUAUACCAAUGUUCAGCCUGCCUUGGAUGCCUUGUUAGCUGGGGAGUUUAAGGAGACUUUGGAUGAUGUUUUUUAUUCAGAUGAAGAAGAUGACUUCGUUAAACGUGUAAAAGUACCUCAGACUUCGAAGGACGUUAAAAUGAAUCCAAAAAAUCCUGAAGGUUUAACAUCUUUAUGGGUUGGAAAUGUUUUACCCGAGGUCACUGAAAAAAUGCUUAGCCAGUUAUUUUCUAAAAAAGGUCAUGUUACAAGUGUUCGAUUAUUGAAAGAAAAAUACUGUGCAUUUGUUAAUUAUGCCGACAAAGAGGCUGCAGGUCGUGCCAUGGAAACGCUUCAAGGUCAUGAUUUGUGUGGUCAGAAACUCCUUAUAAAAUUUCCUGAUAAUCCAAUUGUAAAUGGAACACAAAAUGUCAUAUUCAGAAAAACGAAACCACCUGUUGUUAGAAGCAAUACUAAGCCGAACGGUGUUGCAAGUGGUAUUGCCGUAUCGCCUCCUGCCACGCAAGUUCAAAAUACUGCCCAGUCACAAUCUAACGGCUCAAAAUUGAAGGGACCAGUCAAUGGUGAUGAAUGUUACUUCUGGCGCACAACUGGAUGUGUCUUCGGUGACUCGUGCAAACAUAAACACAUUCCAAAUCAUAAAGGAAUUGAUAAAAAACCUUGGCAAAAAUAAAAUAUACAUUUAUAUAAUACAUAUAUAUAUAUAUUAUAUAUCUAUAUUUACUAUAUUUCUCCCAGUCUAAAUUUGGUUUGUUCUUUCUGAAUGUGUAUAUUCAGUGUUUUAUUUAUUGAUACAUCUCAAAGGAAAAAAGUUUCUACAGUCUCUACAUUGGUUGUAAGUUUUGUAUUUACAUGUUAGUUGAUGAGGCUGCGCUCUGUGGGGAGAGAAAGCUCUCAUACGCCUUGAAAUGUGGUGCUUAAAAAAAAACCAUGUGAACAUGUAGUCUGCCAUUGUAGGAGUUCAUCUCUUAAUAAACAUUUUCUUUUGAAAUUUGAUGCCCUCACAUGCAGAUCAAGUUAACUUUUGUGGAUGAUUGGGAGAUCAUUGUGUAAGAAAUGUGAGAGAAAAAAUAUACAAGUCAUUUUCUAUGUGGAAUAUUAGGGCUAUAUGAUAAUGGGAUUUUCAGGCUUUGUUUUUUCGGAUUUUCUAUUUUGAGAUAUAGUUUUAUAAAAGUUUUAUAUUGUGUCAGAUUAAUAGAAGAAUAACUGUGGAAGAAAAAAAAAAAGGUUUGGUGUAGCCAAGCUUGAGAAAGAUUUCUAUAAUUAGUUUUGAGAUAUUUAUUCACACCUUAGAUAUGUUAUCGUUGAUAAUGGUACCAAAGGAUGUGCAUUGGUUAAAUCCAUUGACGACAAAGAGGAGACAGUAAGAUUUUUCAGCAUUCCAAGAGGUGAUGCAUCAUAUAGAAACUAAACGGGAGUCUUCAUUGCUGCUAGCAGAUCACACUCUUCGUUAACCUCUCUUUGAAUCUGAACCAAGAUAAAAAGUGAGUUCAUGUGAGGAAUGCCUGGCUUUUCACGUAAGCAUAGCAAUACAAUGCCCUAUCAUUUUCAAGUAUUUAUUUUACUUUCCUCAUUUCUAGGGAUUGUGCGGUAGGUGUUUCUCUUAAACCUUCAGUGAAUUCCAUCAUAUCUAAGGUAAAACGACCAUUCUAACUGGAAUUUAUGUUGCACUUUUUAUGCAAUCGUUAGUGAAUAUAAAUAUAAUUUACAUUGUGUUCUUGGAAAGACUUUAUUUGUAGUUUUCUUUAGUACCUAGAUAAUUUGUACUGUUAUGUAUUACAGGAUUUGUAACUUAACUACACCUUUCUUCAGUUUGGAGGAAAAAAGUUUCAUAGACACAUUAUACUUUUGUUUUCUUAUUGAACUAUGAGAAGGCAGUGUUUUGUUUGGUUAUGCCAAAAAGGAAUUUCUAGUUUGCUUUUGUCCUGUCUUAGUUGGGAGUGAUAGAUUAUCAGUGAUUAUCUUUCAGAUAUAUUAUUCCAAUGGUCUAGAUACAAACAGCCUCUCCAUCAGGUAUAAUAAGCUGAAAUUAAAUUUUUGGAAUAGUUAAAAAAAAAUUCUUAAAGAAAGCUUUGUUUUGUACAUCAAUACUUUUGAUGCAUGGUGUUUUUAGAUCGCCCAUAAUGUUCUCACUCACACUGUAAUCAGUAUCCAAGAAAUAAAAAGUAUUGUCAUUAUGUAAGAAAUUUUUGACGAUUAAACACUCCUCAAACUUGUUAAGAACA